Molecule: messenger RNA, 1203 nt
Organism: Annulohypoxylon maeteangense
Lineage: Eukaryota; Fungi; Ascomycota; Sordariomycetes; Xylariales; Hypoxylaceae
Product: cytochrome b5
Exons: 3
Coding region: 388-798 (136 amino acids)
Biological process (GO): sterol biosynthetic process
Cellular component (GO): endoplasmic reticulum membrane; intracellular membrane-bounded organelle
Molecular function (GO): heme binding
Source: RefSeq, a predicted model, not a curated record
AAAAAAAAAAGCGGACUAGGUGAGCUAGCUGAUAAUCCCCACAGCGUUUUGAUAAAUUGAUAUAGGUCAUCUCUGAUUGGCUCAAUUCACAAUAGGAUUCGGAUUACCGUACCCUCCGCUGACCGCUAGCUCCCUAAAAUUUCUAGGGGACAGAAGCGAUUCGAACUUUAAGAAGAUUGGAAUCAAAUCACCAAUGCAAUUUACUAGCUCCAUCUCACUUUCUUAUCCUCCUUAACCCCAACUGUCCUCUUUACUCCUCCUCAACUCCCGAUCAAUCUCCGUGCCGGUUGUACUUGUGUCCGAAUCCAUUACCUGUACAUCUUUAUUGUUUUCGAGCGAUCGAUUCCCUUAGAUUUGUUUCCAGAAAAUAACAAUCAAGUCAGCAAAAUGGCAGAGUUGAAGGAGCUCACCUAUCAGGAUGUUGCUGAGCACAACACCAAGAAAGAUCUUUAUAUCGUAGUGCACGAUAAGAUCUACGACUCUACCAAGUUCAUUGAUGAGCAUCCUGGUGGUGAAGAGGUCCUUUUAGAUGUUGGCGGCCAAGACGCGACGGAGGCUUUCGAAGAUGUCGGCCACAGUGACGAAGCCCGAGAAACCCUAGAGCAACUCCUUGUCGGUACCCUAAAGCGAAAGCCCGGUGACCCUCACCCCAAGGCUCAACAGCCUUCCCUCGCCCCGGCUGCCAACACAAGCUCGGCCGGUUACGGAACUGCCCUCUACGCCGUCGUCUUCAUCGGUGGAUUGGUCGCUUUCGGUGCAUACCAAUACUUACAGGCCCAAGAAGGGCAGGAGGCCUAAAGGUUCGAUGCUUUUUUUUGGAGGGGAACGAGGUUGUUCGGAGGAGUAAGGAGUGUGUACAAGUAUGUCGAGCAAAGAGUUGAUGGAUAUCUUCGCGAUAGUAUAUCUGUCCUCGAUGCUUAAUAGACCUGGUUUGGUUCUUACGUAUUUCUCAGUGGUGUCUUAUCAGGCUGUUUGGUUUAUGACUACCAGGAGUCAGAUGAGCAUAUGAUUGUUUUACUGGCAGAGUUGAUUAACUAAAGAGCCCUAGAGGGAAUGGACGGCGGUUACUUUAAGUACAGGCAUUUUUAAUAAACCCGAUGAACAAUACCUAUUGAUUGGAAAAUAGUAAUAUCUUGUCAUCCGGUGUUAGAUGAAUUCAACAUUUACCGACAUCCAGUGAUGUACUAGGGAUUGCAUAUCAUA